UAAUGCAAAGAUAACCAUAAGAAUCUAGUCUAUAAUAACGUUUAGGGUUUGUGUAAUAGUACCAUAAGAAUCAUCCUAAUAUCACUGAAUUGAAACCUUUGAAGGAUUAUUAGACAUAAUAGAACUCAAAGUAUAGUGAUUAGUAAAAUACAAAUAGAAAACCAAAAGAACUAGAAGAAUAACCAAAGUUAUCAUUAAUGGAUAAUUUGAAUAGAAUCAAUAAUCUCUAUAAAGCAGUAUCUCAACCUCGAAUUGAUGCAAAAGAAAUCAAUCCACCUUAAUAUUUUUACAAUCAUAAAUAAGUAUGUUAGAAACCAGAACCAACUACUAAUAAGGCUAUAAAAGAGAAUCAAAUUAUUAAGACAUUUUUAAAUAAUAAUGAACUCUCAUUAAAAGAUUAUGAUUGGAAACCAACAAAAGGAAAUUCAAUAAAUACAAAAUCUACUACUCCAAAAGAUUUUAGUGUUAAAAGUCCAUUAAAUAAAGUUGCUAGAACAGAUUCUGUUUUAGGUAAUAAAAAAUCAAAUGAGCCAAGUGUAACAUUUUUAAAAGGACUUUAUUGAU
Messenger RNA from Paramecium pentaurelia, 564 nucleotides. Lineage: Eukaryota; Ciliophora; Oligohymenophorea; Peniculida; Parameciidae. The record is from the annotation of a GenBank genome assembly.